AUGACGGCAUUUGGAGCGAAGCGUACACGGUACACCUCUGGUCCGAUUCCACCAGACCCGUCGAAUCGCCCAUCGACUAGCAAAGUCGCUGAAGUCGAUUCUGAAGAUUCCGAGGCCGAUGAUGAAGCCUCUGAAGUCUCUGAAGCCGAAAAUUCUGAUUCUGAAGGUGAACAGCGCCCUGCGACGUCAUCGCCAGGUUCGAUUCCGGGCCUGAAAAGGCCGGAUUCGAUUCGCCCACCUCCGGGAAUGAUGAUCCCACCAGCCGACCAGGCCCUCUUUCGCCAGCUGCCCGGCCAUGGCCAAUUCUUCCAGCAACAGGCCCAUCCUUACGAUUAUCAACCACACAUCGCGAUGCCGCCGCGACGCACCGGCGGCCGGCGCCCCAAGGAGGAGAUCCAG
Molecule: messenger RNA, 399 nt
Organism: Mesorhabditis spiculigera
Lineage: Eukaryota; Metazoa; Nematoda; Chromadorea; Rhabditida; Rhabditidae
Source: the annotation of a GenBank genome assembly